AUGGGGAGCGUACAAGGAUCGCGAGAGGACGAUGCUCAAGGAAAGGCAUGUCCCACGGAUCCACCGCAAGAGACAGACAAUGAAGGCGACGAGUGGAAAACGGCCUUUAGGACACCCUAUGGCCACUAUGAGUACCUCGUCAUGCCAUUCGGACUUACGAACACGCCGGCAACGUUCUAA
This is a messenger RNA of Thermothelomyces thermophilus ATCC 42464, 180 nucleotides long. RefSeq lists its product as uncharacterized. Bases 1 to 180 code for a protein of 59 amino acids. The record is from RefSeq and is a predicted model, not a curated record. NCBI's taxonomy places the organism in Eukaryota, Fungi, Ascomycota, Sordariomycetes, Sordariales, Chaetomiaceae. The transcript has 2 exons.